This is a messenger RNA of Pseudozyma hubeiensis SY62, 294 nucleotides long. RefSeq names its product cyclohydrolase. The transcript has a single exon. Lineage: Eukaryota; Fungi; Basidiomycota; Ustilaginomycetes; Ustilaginales; Ustilaginaceae. The coding region runs from base 1 to 294 and encodes 97 amino acids. The record is from RefSeq and is a predicted model, not a curated record.
AUGUGCGUGAUGGUCGUAGUCGUUGUUGUUGAUAAUGAUGGUGGAAAGGAAAGAUUGGCAAAAGCCGGGAAAAAGGUACACAGUUACGCGGGGGCGAGCUGCCAAUUCGGCGUCGGUCUUCUAAAUUCCGAUUUCCGCACUUUCUCAAUUGUUCGGCUCGCAAAAACCGCGUUCGCGCGUUUCCGGCCUCCUCGCGACUGUGACGGCUCAAUUCCAAGUCGGAGCCUUCUUGAGACACAAGCUCCUGAUAUGCAUGGAGAUCUGUUCCACAACUGGUAUGAGGACGAGUGCUAG